This is a messenger RNA of Planococcus citri (citrus mealybug), 1740 nucleotides long. RefSeq names its product BLOC-1 related complex subunit 5 (gene BORCS5). Gene Ontology annotation, biological process: lysosome localization; positive regulation of anterograde synaptic vesicle transport; organelle transport along microtubule. The transcript has 5 exons. The coding region runs from base 139 to 939 and encodes 266 amino acids. The record is from RefSeq and is a predicted model, not a curated record. Gene Ontology annotation, cellular component: BORC complex; synaptic vesicle membrane; cytoplasmic side of lysosomal membrane. NCBI's taxonomy places the organism in Eukaryota, Metazoa, Arthropoda, Insecta, Hemiptera, Pseudococcidae.
UAAAACUUUUGAAUACAGAUGCAAGGAUGCAAACAUGAAAAUUUGGUGAUAAUUUUAAUUGCUGUUUUGCCAAUUUCUUAAAAGAAUUGUCGCCUAAUGGACCAUAAACGUGUAAGUGAAUGAAAUUAGUUAUGAAAUAUGGGCUCUGAGCAAAGCAGCCAGCAAGGUAAAGCCGUUCGCGCGGGUCUAAGACGAGGUAAAUCAGUCCCAGAGUACAGAGCUGACGAACCUUUACCUGAUGAAGAUGAAAACGAAGAAACUGGUAAUAUUUCUCCAGAACCAAGUGUAUGCAGUGAUUCCGAUCUUCCAUACAUAUCGUAUACUGUAAAUCGACCAAUUGGAGAUUCCCCGAAAAAGAAACCUCCUGCUCGAAGAUUAUCAAGGGGUAAAUCAUUGGCUAGUGCAACUUCCUCGAGAAAAGCUAAGAAAAAACCUCAAGUACCAAUGUCUUCUUCGGGUCACAAUAUUGUUGUGGUGAAAGAAGCUGCUGCACAGCCUACCAAAUCAAAUGAUCCCGAGCUUAUUACGUUGCAAAGAAUACCGCAAUUUUUGCCAAUUAUGAGAGCUACGUUGAGUGCUCCUGCUGCUAGAGAUCCCGAAGUAUUGGAGCGUCUCGAUUCAACUCCUUUGUGUAAUCUUUGUCAUUUAUAUCAAAACGCUUUGAAUAAGUGUGCUACCGAAGUGUCUUCCGAACAAGAUAAAUUAACCAAGCAAAUAAUUCGAGUGGAUAAAAAAUCAUCCCAGAUCAUGUCAACGUUCACCGAACGUCAGAAAGCGUACGCAAAAUACGCUGAUAAAUUUGGUAAAAUCAACGACGUCGUUAAACAAGUAGAAAAAUGCAACGCUACGUUGAAAGAAACCAUUAAAAAAAUCCAGCAAGCAAACGACGCAUUACCAGAUGACCUGAAACUAGAGCCAUUCGCUUGGACGACCGGUUGAGUACAUGCGCUGCUGAUUCGAUAGAAAUUGAAAUGAAAAGCUGCGCUCAGUUCUAGACUAACGAAAGGAUGAAGAUGGUGUAAUUUAUGAAAGCAGGAAAAAGGAUCGAAGGAUGAUUUAUUCGAGAAUUGCUCGAAGUAUCAUGACUUGAUGGCAUUUCAUCUGGAAUGCUGUUUCGAUUUCGCUGAGAAAUUACGCAUCGAGGGAUUAAGUACAAAAACACGGAUUUAGUUUUUUGGUGGUCGUUCGAACGAAUUCAGUAUUUUAUUACGAGAUACUUAUAAAUGAAAAAUGACAAUUGACGGCUGUGUAUGUGUAAUAGAGUGGGAAGUGUAUUUGUGCUUAUUUGAAGGGGCAAAUUUGAUUUGAAAUUUUGUUAGGUUUAUACAACAUUUUGAUAUCAAAUAAUUCUAAAAUGAGAGGGAGGCUAUGAUUUCAGUUUUUUAGAAUCAUUAUAGUUUACGCGCAUUAGAUAUACUGGGGUUUGAAAAAAAAAUUGCGAAAAUCAAUUGCUAGAUCUUUAUGAAUAUUAAGUUAUAAUUUCAUCUACCUAUUUCAAUCUUAAGAUGUUUUGUAUCAUUGAUAUUCAAAUUAUUUAUUGAAAAAAUCAACAUGUAUAUUUUUUAUUUUAUAGACUUCGUAUUCGUGUACCAUUUUUAUACCUAUUACCCACAUGUUUCAAGUAUUGUGAUCUCAUACUGUAAGUAUGUAUUGUAAAAAUGACCUCAAGUCAAGAAUUUUCUUUCAUUUAUUUAUUUUAUUUCGUGUAAUUCGAUCAGAAUAUAAAUUGUUGUUGCGAAA